This is a messenger RNA of Lytechinus variegatus (green sea urchin), 1508 nucleotides long. RefSeq names its product dynein light chain Tctex-type 4-like. The transcript has a single exon. Lineage: Eukaryota; Metazoa; Echinodermata; Echinoidea; Temnopleuroida; Toxopneustidae. The record is from RefSeq and is a predicted model, not a curated record. Bases 667 to 1446 code for a protein of 259 amino acids. Gene Ontology annotation, biological process: microtubule-based movement. Gene Ontology annotation, molecular function: dynein intermediate chain binding. Gene Ontology annotation, cellular component: cytoplasmic dynein complex; cytoplasm.
AAAAAUCUUCAGCAGUUAGCAGGAUUCAUCUGUAAUCAUCCCCAUUCAUCCCAGAUUCGCUUUCUUUUGUUGUGUGUUUUUAACAUGGGUAAACCAGGGAGUUUGCAGAAAGGAUUUUCCAUUUCAAAGAGCGUAAUACAGAAUAGACUGCGAUUGGCAGAUAAGUACCACCUUAAAAACUACUGUAUUUGACUUUUACUUGUAUUCUUUUGUUUACGUCUGCGCAGUUAUACGCGAUGAUUGCAAACUGUAAGUUGUUUUGAAGUUGCUUCAUGAGACAGAUAUAUUAUACGGGAUGGUGGUUUAAGCUAGGGACACGUUGUUAAAAAUUUGAUAUAAGUUCUCCCGAGAAACAUUUUGAUUUCCCCAAGUUUUGAUAGAGAUAUGCGACAGACAUGUGAGGGGGAAUUCAUUAGCAAUCAACUCUACUGAUGUCCAAGAUCCGUUACCAAAAGGACAUCCAGCAGCAGGAGAGAGCUCUAUGUACCAACUUUUCCGGGAAUGUGAUAGACCAAUUUUGUCAGCAUUUCCUCUGCACGUCUGUGUUAUGUUUUGAUCGGGUUAAUAAUAUACAUUCGGAUGACUUAUGCAGUUAUUUUGUGAAACGAAAUCAUAAACAGGACAAAAAAGAACCCACUCUGCUUUUGGAACGUCCGUUUUGGUUUGAUGAUGGCAGCUGCCCUGAAGCAAGUAAAGGCCAACCCUUCCACAGUGGCAUCUGACAAGACGGAGAGUAUCUCUGGAGCUUCAGGAGGCGACGGACCUUCCGUCAAGGUUGGUGGGAGUGACGGUGGAAGAGUUGGUGGUGAUGGGAGCGACAAUGGAUCAGUUAUAGGAAGCAGUCCUCACAGUGACUCCAGUAAACCAAGCAACGGUGGGAAGCCGGUAAGAAAGCUCUCGCAGUGGAGCCUCCUCAAGAAGAAGCUGAAUAUUCGCAAUGGCGUCGCGGUCAGCGGAAGUGUAGGUGGUGGCAGCGGUGGGAUCAAAGGAACACUGUCCCUUGGAAACCCACUCCUCAUCCGCACUGCCUCCAAGAAGUCAAUCCUAACCAGCACAAGCAACAACUACAACUCUGCAGAGUCCGUACGACUCGAGAACACCUACCAGUUGGGACCCGACAGACAGCACACCUUUCGUCCGUUGCGCGUCCAGCAUGAAGUCGAGCUACUCUUGGACCAGAUCUUGGAGAAGGAGAGGUACGACCCCUCUAGGAGUGGCUUUCUGACAGUCCGUAUUGCAGAAGCUGUCAAGGAUAGGGUUAAGACUCUAGGGUUCGUGAGGCACAAGUUGGUCGUCCAGACCAUGCUCAGUUCGGCAGGAGGACAGAGUUUUGAGAUUGCCAGCCGAUGUCUCUGGAAUGCCGACACCGAUAAUUACACGACGGCAGUUUAUCAGAACCCCACCCUCUUUGCAAUAGUGUCAGUGUAUGGAUUGUACUACGAGUGAUGUUACUGACAUAAUACAUUUCAUAUGUCUUUUGGGUAAAGUGACGCUGGGUGCAUGAUGCA